Messenger RNA from Aspergillus sclerotioniger CBS 115572, 954 nucleotides. RefSeq lists its product as uncharacterized. NCBI's taxonomy places the organism in Eukaryota, Fungi, Ascomycota, Eurotiomycetes, Eurotiales, Aspergillaceae. Bases 47 to 538 code for a protein of 163 amino acids. The transcript has a single exon. The record is from RefSeq and is a predicted model, not a curated record.
AGCUCCCCAACACUCCCCCUCUGCCUCCAACCUGCCAAUCAUCACAAUGCAGUUCCGCUAUUCCACCGGUACCAACGAACCAACAGACUUCCCCUGGGAAGCCGCCAUCCCCGUCUCCACAUUCUGGGACUCAUUCACCUUCAAAGACGCCGCCUGUAUUAUCAAGGCCAUUCCCGUCGAGGAACUCGAACAACAUGACCUCGAUACGCGAUACGGAUCUGCAACCCAGCCGGAGAAAAUAGCCGUUGCGCUUGAUAUCCUCCGGGAAAGGCUCCAGCGCGAGGAAGCCAAAUACCCACCUCCGGCUGAGUUUUGCACGGCGGACCAUAAUGCUUGGAGUCAUCUCUGGUUGGCAAUCGCGGCUACCAGUAUGGAUCUAGGUCAGGUAGAUGUGGCCGAAGAAGCACAUCGAACCCUUGUCGUCAAACGACUGGAUCCGAACGACUUGGUACCUGCCAACAAUCUUUGUGCAUUUUUGGCUAGGAAUACCACCAAGUAUGAUGAGGCUAUAACCUUGGCUGGGCCAUGCAAGGAAUGAUUGGAUAAGAAACUGGGGAGGGGCGUCGCCCCAGGCGAUUGGGGUGCGCAGGAAUAUCGCGGAGGCGGAGUGGAAACGAGGGGAUCGGGAGCGUGCUCGGGAGAUGAUUGCGGAGGUUUUCGAGUGUAUUGAUGAGUUGAAGGGGAGUAGGUUUGCUGUGUAUGAGGAUGAUGAGAGAGAGUAUGCUCGAGGAUGGGAGGAGGAGCUGAAGAAGUGGCAGGGUUAGUUUGUGUUGUUGUUUACUAAACUGGGGGUUGAAGACAAGAACACUGUAUCGCAUGUAGCUAAGAUGUCAGGUUUAUCCAUGUGACGUGGAACUUCUUAGGAAAGUAUAAACAGGAGAUAGAGGUGAAGGAUCCUAGUUAGUAGAAAGAAAGAAAGGUCAGCGAGAACAGCUAGUGGAGGACCCAACUUGG